CUGGUUCUGCUUCCUCUCGUGUGCGACCAACCUACUCCAUCAGGUCAGAAUACAGAAGUGAAAGUUCAUAUCAGGAAGUGUCGCCUUGAUGCUAUCUGCAUCAUAUUUAGCUUGAACAUCUGCGCUCACUUCUCAAUUCGCUUUCUGGACUUGACUCAUUCAAGUCAGGGAGACCAGCUCUUAGACUCCCGCAGGACUUGGCAGGAUGAUGUCUCCGUACAAAAGCCUUCACGACAGUUACGUCUCGGACAGAAAAGGUUCCGGCAACUGUGUGACUCUACUCUGCGCUCUGGGUUCGCUGGUCGUCCUGGGGAUUCUGCUGGCCAUCGCCGUGGUGAAGAGACCUGCGGACCCCAAUACUCCUGCCCUCAUUCAUGACCAGGAUGGAGGCACCUUCCCAGAGGAUCAGUGCAGCAUGUCUCUGGUUGAGACCAUCCCUCAAGAUCUGGACUAUAAAGCCAACGUCUCGUUCGGAGUCCCGCUGGAAAACGUCUGGAAAGAUCUCAUCGCCAUGACGACCCAGCAUCUAGACAUCGUGUCCUUCUACUGGACGUUAACUUCAGAAGACAUUAACCUCAACUCCUCCAUCGACAGAGCCGGCAGAGAGAUCCUGGAGCUUCUGGGGCAGCUGCCCUCCAGGAACGUGUCGGUCCGGCUGCUGACCAGCGUCCCCAGCAUCAGGACCAACUCCACUGACUUGGACGUGUUAGAGGAGCAAGGAGCUCAGGUUCGGAGGGUGAACUUCGGUGAGCUGACCAGUGGAGUCCUCCACAGCAAGUUCUGGAUCGUGGACGGGAAGCACGUGUUUAUCGGGAGCGCCAACAUGGACUGGAGGGCUCUGACGCAGGUGAAAGAACUGGGUGUCGUCGUAUACAACUGCUCCAGUUUGGCCGAGGACUUUCGGAAGGUCUUCCUGUCCUACUGGACGGUGGGUCUGGACAACAGCUCGGUGCCGCAGCCGUGGCCUCCGGAGUACGACACGGACUUCAAUCGAGAGCACCCGCUGGUGGUGAAGACGGAGAACAUAUCCAGCAAAAUCUACUUGGCCGCGUCGCCCCCUGCCUUCUGCCCCCCUACAAGGACCCCAGACUUGGACGCGAUUCUCUCCAUCAUCUCCAACGCCCGCUUCUUCCUGGACGUGGCUGUGAUGGAUUAUUUCCCCACGUCAGGCUUCAUAAGGCCCUGGAGGUACUGGCCCCUCAUCGAUGACGCCAUCAGAGCGGCAGCCUUCGACAGGAAAGUGAAGAUCCGGCUGCUGGUCAGCUGCAGCAGGGACAGCGACCGCAGAAUGCUUCCCUUCCUGCAGUCGCUGGCCGUGUUGGACCGAGUCAAGCACGGAGUCAGCAUCCAGAUCCGGUUGUUCAUCAUACCAGCAGGGAACUUCUCUGAGCUGCCGCACGUGCGGAUCAACCACAACAAAUUCAUGGUGACAGAGAAGGAGGCUUACGUGGGAACCUCCAACUGGUCCGGGGACUACUUCAUGGUCACGGCCGGAGUGGGGCUGGUCGUUUCCCAGCAUGCACCCCACCAGAUAUGGAAGACCAAGGCCAUCCAGCAGCAGCUCGCCGCCGUCUUCCAGCGAGACUGGAGUUCUGAGUUUGCAGUGGACCUGGGUGACCUGGGCAGCUGUCGGGACUGUGCGCUCUGCUCCCCCGGCUCCAUGUAGCGCCUGGUUUCUUGAGGCUGUCACUCACUUUUCGUCUGACUGGUCUGGGAGUUUCAGCUUGUAAAUAAAACAUGACGCGAGCAGGAUGAGCGGAAUCAUUAAUUGAUGUUUUUUGAUGUUUUUAUAAACGUCUUAAAUAGAGAUUACAAAGUGAUUUCCCAUUAUUGUGUUAAUGGUUUCCUUGCUGAACCUCAGCGUCUUCUGUCUCCUUUUUAUAUUGCUAAAAAUAUUUCAAAAUAAAAAGAUGAGGUUCUUUGUGUCAUAUUUAAUGUUCUU
Messenger RNA from Synchiropus splendidus (mandarinfish), 1942 nucleotides. Its product is annotated as 5'-3' exonuclease PLD4. The transcript is spliced from 10 exons. Bases 206 to 1666 code for a protein of 486 amino acids. Gene Ontology annotation, molecular function: catalytic activity. NCBI's taxonomy places the organism in Eukaryota, Metazoa, Chordata, Actinopteri, Syngnathiformes, Callionymidae. The record is from RefSeq and is a predicted model, not a curated record.